CUGCAUUUUUAUUGGAUUUUUCGAUAGAAGCAGAAAGGAGAGAGAGAGAAGAAACAAUCAAAGCAAAAGCUUUUUUAGCCUCUCACUGUCCUCAAACACUUUGGGGUUAUAGUAAAGUGUGUUUCUUUGAGGAGGAGAAGAAAAAAAAAAGGGGGUGGGUAGGAUAAGCAGAGGGGGGUGUAGUUUAAGAGCUUGGUUAUCUAGCUAUGGUGGAGUUGAUUUGAGGUCAAAAAACACUGAAAUUGUUUAUUGGGUAGUGAUUUUAGCUCAAAUCUUGACUUGGGUCUUGCUUGUUUUCUUUAUUUGAGGUGGUUAGCUAGCUUAGCUUAACUACAAUGGCAGUUGCUGUGCAGUUUAGCUGUUUUAAGAAGAAGAAAGGAGCUUAUCUUGUAGUUUUCAUGUUGGUUUACUUGUGGGGUUCUUUGAUUUCGUUAUCUUGUGCUGCUAGACUAUCUGUUUCAAGACAGAAGCUUGAGGUUGAGAAACACUUGAAAAGGGUCAAUAAACCUCCCAUUAAAAGCAUUGAGAGUGUAGAUGGGGAUAUCAUUGACUGUAUACACAUCUCUCAGCAACCUGCUUUUGACCACCCAUUCCUCAAAGAUCACAAAAUCCAGAUGAGACCUAGCUAUCAUCCAGAAGGGCUUUAUGAUGAGGAGAAAAUGUCAACAAGGUCUAAAGAAAGUACUAAUCCCAUAACUCAGUUGUGGCAUAUGAAUGGAAGAUGCCCUGAGGACACUAUUCCUGUUAGGAGAACAAAGAAAGAUGAUGUUUUGAGGGCAAGUUCUGUCAAAAAGUAUGGUAAGAAGAAGCCCAAAGGCAUUGCUAAGCCAAGGUCUACAGAUCCUGACCUUACCAAUGAAAGUGGCCAUCAGCAUGCAAUAGCUUAUGUUGAAGGAGAUAGGUAUUAUGGAGCUAAAGCAACUAUUAAUGUAUGGGAACCUAAGGUACAACAAUCAAAUGAGUUUAGCUUAUCUCAGCUUUGGAUUCUUGGUGGUUCUUUUGGUCAAGAUCUAAACAGCAUUGAAGCUGGUUGGCAGGUUAGCCCUGACCUCUAUGGUGACAAUAACACAAGACUAUUCACUUACUGGACUAGUGAUGCAUAUCAAGCAACAGGUUGCUACAACCUUCUUUGCUCAGGUUUCAUUCAAGUCAGCAGUGCUAUAGCUAUGGGAGCAAGUAUCUCUCCUGUUUCUGCCUUGAGAAACUCUCAGUACGAUAUCAGUAUUCUUAUCUGGAAGGAUCCAAAAGAAGGACAUUGGUGGAUGCAAUUUGGAAAUGACUAUGUAUUAGGGUAUUGGCCAUCUUUCUUGUUUUCCUAUUUAGCAGAGAGUGCAUCCAUGAUAGAGUGGGGUGGUGAAGUGGUGAAUUCACAACCAGAUGGUAAACAUACAGCUACACAAAUGGGAAGUGGUAGAUUUCCAGAAGAAGGUUUUGGCAAGUCCAGUUAUUUCAGAAACAUUCAAGUUGUUGACAGCUCAAAUAAUCUUAAAUCUCCAAAAGAUCUUGGCACCUUCACUGAGCAAUCCAACUGUUAUGAUGUCCAAACAGGAAGUAAUGAGGAUUGGGGCCAUCACUUUUACUAUGGAGGCCCUGGUAGAAACCCCAAUUGUCAAUGAGGCAAUAAAAAAGCUCAAAAACAAGAAAAAAAAAAAAAGAGAAGAAGAUCUCAUUAUUGAUAAUAGUCCCCACCCUUGUAAAAUUUUAAUCUAGUCUAAUGCUCUCUUUCUUGUAUACCCCUUUUGGUUUUCUUGAUUUUUUAGGUUUGAGUUAGUAGUAAAAAUGUGAACUUUUUUUCUUUAGUGGGAAGUUUUGAUCCUAUUGCUUUUUUUUUCCUUCACCUUGAAAGGUGAUCUCCCAUGUAAGUGAAUGGGAAAGUGUGGCCUAGUUUCUCAAAAAAAGCUUGAAAGAAACAAAGGGCCUUUUGUCAUCUUCUUUGUUUUUCAUUUGUUUAUAUACUCCACUCUAUGGAGUAAUGUCACUCUAUGGAUAAUCAAAUGUAUCCCAUUAGUUUUCAUUUU
Molecule: messenger RNA, 2018 nt
Organism: Solanum verrucosum
Lineage: Eukaryota; Viridiplantae; Streptophyta; Magnoliopsida; Solanales; Solanaceae
Exons: 7
Coding region: 336-1616 (426 amino acids)
Source: RefSeq, a predicted model, not a curated record